AGAUCUUGACCAAUGGCUAAGUGAAGAUGACAAUCAUGUUGCAGCAAUUCACUGUAAAGCUGGAAAGGGACGGACUGGUGUAAUGAUUUGUGCAUAUUUAUUACAUCGGGGCAAAUUUUUAAAGGCACAAGAGGCCCUAGAUUUCUAUGGGGAAAGUAAGGACCAGAGACAAAAAGGGAGUAACUAUUCCCAGUCAGAGGCGCUAUGUGUAUUAUUAUAGCUACCUGUUAAAGAAUCAUCUGGAUUAUAGACCAGUGGCACUGUUGUUUCACAAGAUGAUGUUUGAAACUAUUCCAAUGUUCAGUGGCGGAACUUGCAAUCCUCAGUUUGUGGUCUGCCAGCUAAAGGUGAAGAUAUAUUCCUCCAAUUCAGGACCCACACGACGGGAAGACAAGUUCAUGUACUUUGAGUUCCCUCAGCCAUUGCCUGUGUGUGGUGACAUCAAAGUAGAGUUCUUCCACAAACAGAACAAGAUGCUAAAAAAGGAUAAAAUGUUUCAUUUUUGGGUAAAUACGUUCUUCAUACCAGGACCAGAGGAAACCUCAGAAAGAGUAGAAAAUGGAAGUCUAUGUGAUCAAGAAAUCGAUAGUAUUUGCAGUAUAGAACGUGCAGAUAAUGACAAGGAAUAUCUAGUACUUACUUUAACAAAAAAUGAUCUUGACAAAGCAAAUAAAGACAAGGCCAACCGAUAUUUUUCUCCAAAUUUUAAGGUGAAGCUGUAUUUUACAAAAACAGUAGAGGAGCCAUCAAAUCCAGAGGCUAGCAGUUCAACUUCUGUAACACCAGAUGUUAGUGACAAUGAACCUGAUCAUUAUAGAUAUUCUGACACCACUGACUCUGAUCCAGAGAAUGAACCUUUUGAUGAAGAUCAGCAUACACAAAUUACAAAAGUCUGAUUUUUUUUUUUAUCAAGAGGGAUAAAAAUACCAUGAAAACAAACUUGAAUAAACUGAAAAUGGACCUUUUUUUUUUUUUUUUUUUUUUUUAAUGGCAAUAGGACAUUGUGUCAGAUUACCAGUAAUAGGAACAAUUCUCUUUUCCUGACCAAUCUUGUUUUACCCUAUACAUCCACAGGGUUUUGACACUUGUUGUCCAGUUGAAAAAAAGGUUGUGUAGCUGUGUCAUGUAUAUACCUUUUGUGUCAAAAGGACAUUUAAAAUUCAAUUAGGAUAAAUAAAGAUGGCACUUUCCCAUUUUAUUCCAGUUUUAUAAAAAGUGGAGACAGACUGAUGUGUAUACGUAGGAAUUUUUCCUUUUGUAUUCUGUCACCAACCUAAGUGGCUAAAAAGCUUUGUGAAUUACAGGUUCACAUCCUACCCCUUUGCACUUGUGGCAACAGAUAAGUUCACAGUUGGCUAAGAGAAGUUUCUAAAGGGUUUUGCUACCUUCUAAUGCAUGUAUUUGGGUUGGGGGAAUGGAGGGAAUGCUCAGAAAGGAAUAUAUUUUAUGCUGGACUCUGGACCAUAUACCAUCUCCAGCUAUUUACACGCACCUUUCUUUAGCAUGCUAUCAUUAUUAAUCUGGACAUUUGAGGAAUUGGCCGCUGUCACUGCUUGUUGUUUGUGCAUUUUUUUUUUAAGCAUAUUGGUGCUAGAAAAGGCAGCUAGAAGGAGUGAAUUUGUAUUGGGGUACAGGAAUGAACCUUCUGCAACAUCUUAAGAAUCCACAAAUGAAGGGAUAUAGAAACAAUGUGGGCAUAGAAAAGAAACACAGCAACAAUGACUUAACCAUAUAAAUGUGGAGGCUAUCAACAAAGAAUGGGCUUGAAACAUUAUAAAAAUUGACAAUGAUUUAUUAAAUGUUUUCUCAAUUGUAAUGACUGCUCCAUCUCCUGUGUAAUCAAGGCCAGUGCUAAAAGUCAGAUGCUAUUAGUACCUACAUCAGUCAACAACUUACAUUUACUUUAAGUUUUCAAUCAUAUACCUGCUGUGGAUGCUUCUAUGUGCUGCCUGCAAACUUCUUUUUUCUCAUUAAAUAUAAAAUAUUUUGUAAUGCUGCACAGGAAAUUUCAGUUUCAUAUUCUACAGUAAGUGGUUUUUUUUUUUUCUUUAAAGAUUUAUGAUGCACUUAUUCAAUCCAGUAGCUGUCAGCUGUUCCACCCUUUUGACCUUACACAUUCUAUUACAAUGAGUUUUGCAGUUUUGCACAUUUUUUUAAAUGUCAUUAACUGUUAGGGAAUUUUACUUGAAUACUGAAUACGUAUAUGUGUAUAUUAAAAAAAUUGUGUUAAAAAGAAUUAGAGUUGCAGUAAAUUUUCAACACUGCAUAAAUAAGAAGGCUUUUAAUUUUUUGGUAGAAAUUGUCCUACACAUGCUUUAUUGAUUUGCUAUUGAAUAGUUUUGUUUUGUUUUUUUUUAACAUGCAGUGUUAAGUCAUUUCAUAGUGUUAGAGUUGGGACUAGGGCUUCAAUUUCACUUCUUAAACACCAUCACAUAUUUGAUAUGCCCAGACUGCAUAUGAUUUUUAGGAGAUACAACUACUAUUGUAAAGCUAAUGUGAAGAUACUAUUAAAAAGGAUUUUCCCCCCAGAAAUUUGGUGUCUUUCAAAUUAUACCUUGACUUUGACAUUUGAAUACCUAGCCAUUAUAUUUCUUAAUGGUGUAGAAUCCCAUUUUUAAUAACUUAUUGGUGCUGAAAUUGUUCACUAGCUGUGGUCUGACUAGUUAUAAUUUACAAAUACAGAUUGCAUAGGAACUACUAGAGCAGCAUUUAUAGAAUUUAAUGGUAAAUAGAUUAGGCAGAACUUGAUCUAAAAUUUUCUUGGUAAUAAUGACAUUUUCCAUACCUCAUCAAUUUCACUCAACAAAUAAAAUUUUAAAUUUUUAACAAAGCUCCUAGGAUUUACACAUUUAUUAUUAAACACUGAUAUAUAGAGUAUUGAUGGCUCAUAAGUUAAAUUGGUAAAGCUGGAGACAACUAUUCCUAAGAUCUCACCAUUGAAAUUUAUGAUAACCUUGUGUUUCAUAAAAGCUGAAAAUAACUGACUAAAAUGAAAGUCACUAUUCCUGUUUUGAAAUUAGUUAUUAAUAUUGUUCUUUUUUAUAGUUUUGGGCACAGCAUAUUAAAACAUAACUUGUAUUGUUCCAAUAUGUAACAUGGAGGGCCAGGUCAUAAAUAAUGAUAUUAUAAUGGGCUUUUGCACUGUUAUUAUUUUUCCUUUGGAAUGUGAAGGUCUGAAUGAGGGUUUUGAUUUUGAAUGUUUCAGUGUUUUUGAGAAGCCUUGCUUACAUUUUAUGGUGUAGUCAUUGGAAAUGGAAAAAUGGCAUUAUAUAUAUUAUAUAUAUAUAUAUAAAUAUAUAUUAUACAUACUCUCCUUCCUUUAUUUCAGUUACCAUACCCCUAGAAUUUGACAAGAAUUGUUAUGACUGAAAGGUUUUUGAGUCCUAAUUAAAACUUUAUUUAUGACAGUAUUCAUAAUUAACCUGAAAUACAUUCUGUAGGUAAUCUUUCCCAAGUUUCUGGAAUGUUUUCUUAGACUUUUUGGAUGUGCAGCAGCUUACAUGUCUGAAGUUACUUGAAGACAUCACUUAAGAAAGCUUACAUUUGGGCCCUGUACCAUCCCAAGUCCUCUAACUCCUCUUGGACAUUUUUGCCAUAAUUAUAAAAGGGUAGUUGAAUAAACAGCAUCACCAUUCUUUGCUGUGGCACAGGUUAUAAACAUAAGUGGAGUUUACCGGCAGCAUCAAAUGUUUCAGCUUUAAAAAAUACGAGUAGGGUACAAAUUACAUGUUUAGUUAUAGAAAAUUUGUGCAAUAUGUUCAUAACGAUGGCUGUGGUUGCCACAAAGUGCCUCGUUUACCUUUAAAUACUGUUAAUGUGUCAUGCAUGCAGAUGGAAGGGGUGGAACUGUGCACUAAAGUGGGGGCUUUAACUGUAGUAUUUGGCAGAGUUGCCUUCUACCUGCCAGUUCAAAAGUUCAAUCUGUUUUCAUAUAGAAUAUAUAUACUAAAAAAUUUCAGUCUGUUAAACAGCCUUACUCUGAUUCAGCCUCUUCAGAUACUCUUGUGCUGUGCAGCAGUGGCUCUGUGUGUAAAUGCUAUGCACUGAGGAUACACAAAAAAAAAAAAAAAAAAAAAAAAAUGUGUACAGGAUAAUGCCUCAUACCAAUCAGAUGUCCAUUUGUUAUUGUGUUUGUUAACAACCCUUUAUCUCUUAGUGUUAUAAACUCCACUUAAAACUGAUUAAAGUCUCAUUCUUGUCAUUGUGUGGGUGUUUUAUUAAAUGGGAGUAUUUAUAAUUUCAAUUGCUUAAAUCCAUUGAAAUUUUAAAUAAUGGGCAGCCAAAUAUGAUUAAGAAGUUUUCUGUAAUUUUUUUUCCUCUGCUGUCCUUCAAAACCUAUUAUAAAAGAAUAGCCUUUGUCAGUUUGAGAGUAGAGUAUAUGUCUACUCCUGUGGCUUUUCUUUAUAAUUCUGUACUCUGCCAUCAACAUCUGGGAAGCAUCAUCUACUCAGUGUGACUUGUGCCAUAUAAAAAUUGAUAUUCCAGAAUAGUCUAAAGGACUUGUGUACUUGAAUUUAAUAUUGUUAUUUGUUAAUAUUCUUGAAAACUUAAAGACUAAGGUAUAUCCUUUCAACAAAACAUAAGGUAAUAAGUGAAAGUAUAGCUUGUACAAAUGUUUUGAAAGUAAAGCAGACCACUAAUGUAAAAGUGGAAUUUAAUGUUAUUUCAAGUUUUAUAAUGUUCUCCAUGUGACUUUUUAAAAGUAAUUGUGAAUGAUGUGUGAUAAUGUAAAGAAGUAUGAAGGCAUAUGUGUAUUCACACACUUUUAUAGGAGUCCUAAUUACUAUGGAUGAAAACAAUUCUGGAGUCAAGUAUUUUGAUUUACAAGAUAUUUUGGUGAUGUUUGAUAAAUAGAGUUUACUGGCAUUUUGUUUUAUAUUAUGUCCUCACUAUGCUGUAAUUUGAGUUAGCUUGGUUCACGUGAAUGCCAUCACCAUUUCCAUUGAGAACUUUAAAAUCACCAGUGUUUAACAUGCAGGCUUCCAAAAAAAUCAAGACCCUUACAUUUAACUUACUGUAAACAUGAAACUCUCUUGGUUCUUUUAUUUUUGCCAGAUGAUUAGCAAUAUAUCAAAAGUUUAGUCUUAAAAUGGCUUAACAUGUAACUUUUAUUAAUUAGCAGUUGCUAGUGUAGACAGAAAUAUUUUUGAAGGGAACAAUAAUACUCAAUCCAAACUGGUGUAGGAACAGUACCUAAAAAGUAAAUAAGGUAAUGGAGAAAAACAUGAGAGUUAGAGACUGAUUUUCCUAUAGAAUUUUAUAAUGAUAGGAAGACUGGUGGUAAGGUAAAGCUGCUUUAAUCUAGCUUUUUUUUUUUUCCUUCCAGUACUGGGGAUUGAACCCAAGGUGCAUUACCACUGAGUUACAUUCCCAGCCUGUUUUAUUUAUUAUUUUGAGACAGGGCCUCACCAAUUUGCUGAGACUGGCCUCAAACUUUCAACCCUCUAGCGUCAGUCACCUGAGUUGCCAGGAUUACAGGCAUGUGCCACUGCACCUAGCCUGUUUUUCCAUCUUUCAAAGAGAUCUUUUAAGUGUAUUAGAAUGUAGGUAGCCACUGUGACAAACUGAUGUUGGUUGGUAGCUUUAAACGUUUGCAAUGUGAAGAAAGGAAAGGACAAAAUAAUUUCACUGGUAGUACUCUGGUUCUUAAAUUGGCUAUUUUUAGAAUAUUUUCCCAGCAAAACAACAAAAUAAUCAUAAUCCCACCUCCUGGAGACAUAGCCAUUAUUAAUACUUUAGUGACUAUACAAUCAUUUUUUCUGUAUAUUCAUGUAUAUAUUUUCUUUAAAAAUGGAAUUUAUACUGUGCAUAUUCUCAAAACCUUUUAAUUUUGUGUUUCCAUCAUGAAUUUGUAGAAUGUUCCUUUGCCUCAGAAAAUGAAGAGUGAUUUGAUCACUUUCUAAUGCUACAGAAGUAGAUUUUGUGUAGUUACUGAGAGUCCUUUCCAAUUCAGUGGGUUAAUCAUGAAUGUUUAAAUAUCGUUGGCAUUAAAUACAUGUCUAAGUAAAAGUUACAUUUAUUUAGCAUAGACAAGCUGAACUUCAAGCGCCAUUUUAAACAAAGCAGAAUGUGUGAAACAGUGUUAGUUAAUUUCAUCACCUUUCUAUUCCUCUUUUAGAUUGGAAAAAAAUUUUAACUUUUUGUUUUUAAUAUUCCCAAAUAACUUGAUUUGGAGCAAAUUAAUUUAAUCAUCACCCCCCCGCCCCACAAGUAAAACUGCUUUUAUCACUGGUUUAUCAUUCAAUUGUCUUCAAAUCUGUACUCUUGUGAUUUACAUCACAUCAAAAACUUGAAAUUUCAUACAUCACCCUUUAGCUCUGAAACCAUGUUUAGUACUAAGGUGGAUUUAAAACAUACAAUUCUUUUUGACAAUUAUUUGAGAAUUUUGGUGAAAAAACAUUCAGCUGAGGGCAGUGUAUAACUUAUAAACCAAUGUAUUGAUACUUUAAAAACCUUUUUACAUAUAUGAGUAAGUUAACUGCCAUCUUUGAGCAUUAUCACAUUUUAAAAUAAAGCUGCCUAUUUUUAAAUGAAGUGUUUAACAAGGAUUUAUAUUUCUCAUUUUUUAAGAUUAAAAAUAAUUUAUAUUUUCUCUGUUGCAUGUGGAUUCUUAUAAUGUAGAGAUUUGUUUGUGUGGAAUGGAGCAAGGCUUGUAGUCAUGGCUCUAGUGAUUCAGUUUACCAAAUUUGUUUAGUGAAAUUCUUAAUGUUUAGGUGUGAUUUUUCUGUAGCUAUCACUGGCUAUUAUUUAUAUGCGCCUUUAGGAUUUUCUGCCUAUUCUGUAGAGUUGUCCAAACAGUAUCCCACAUUUGCAAAUGUCCUUUCAACAUCUAAUUUCUGUUUCUAUUAAAUUGCCCUCACGCCCUAAUGAGCAGUUUGUGAGUGUGUGCAUGUGUAUUGUUUGUGGAUGUGUGUAUGAGUGAAUUAGAUUUUCAAGAAUGCUAAACUCCAAGUUUAAAGAUUAAAAAGUUUGAUUCAGGCAAGCAUUUCUCACUGGAAUUUCACAGUUCAUUGUAAUGAAAAUGUUAACCAUAGAUGACCUUUGACAUACAGUAACCAAUCUUGAAUAUAAAUGGAUUUGUUAGUAGCAUCUUGAUAUAUGCAUUAAUGAGUUAUUUUUAAACUUGUGCGUUAAACCAAAGUUGGUGUUUUGAAAAUGUUUAUAUUGAGUUCCAUUUGGCUACUGAUGGACAUAAGAAUAGAAAUGCCUUCCUAUGGAGAGUAUUUUUCCUUUAAAAUUAAAAAGGUUAAUUAUUUUGA
This is a messenger RNA of Sciurus carolinensis (gray squirrel), 7259 nucleotides long. RefSeq names its product phosphatase and tensin homolog (gene Pten). The coding region runs from base 147 to 896 and encodes 249 amino acids. The transcript has 5 exons. NCBI's taxonomy places the organism in Eukaryota, Metazoa, Chordata, Mammalia, Rodentia, Sciuridae. Gene Ontology annotation, biological process: protein dephosphorylation; phosphatidylinositol 3-kinase/protein kinase B signal transduction; negative regulation of cell population proliferation. Gene Ontology annotation, molecular function: phosphatidylinositol-3,4,5-trisphosphate 3-phosphatase activity; protein tyrosine phosphatase activity. Gene Ontology annotation, cellular component: nucleus; plasma membrane; cell projection. The record is from RefSeq and is a predicted model, not a curated record.